AUGUCUGUAUCUGUUGAGAAUAUUCUGCUCCAGGAUAUCGAGCCGAGAUCUAGAUCCCACGUCAACGUGGAGGCUAUAAGAUCCCAGGUUCAUAUCGAGCCUAGCGAGGCCAAUUUCUUGUCUCUAUACCAAUAUGCAACGGUAUCACAGUUAUUCAUACUUAUUGUAUCAACACUAUGCUCAAUGAUAGCCGGUGCAGCAAUGCCUUUGGUUACUGUAGUGUUUGGAGCACUGGCAGAUGAAUUCAUCAACGGAGAAGGGAAAUCUUCGCAGUAUAUCAUUGACAGGACUCAGCAUUUUACUGUCAUGCUAGUGGCUAUCGGUAAAGCUAUUGGGUCCUUUGCGACUACUUUGAUCAGCACAUGGGGCUUCAAUGCGACUGGAGAGCAACUCGCUCGUCAAUUCCAACAAAAACUGAUGUCUUCCGUUCUGCAGCAGAACAUAGCAUAUUUUGACAUCAUUGGAGCAGGCGAAUUGAUAAUGAACCUUAAUCAAGACAUUAACUUGAUACAAGACGGUAUUUCUCAGAAAGUAGGCGAAAUUAUCUCCGGGAUAUCUGGAUUCGUGGUCGCCUUAAUCUGUGCUUUCAUCAGCAACCGGCAAUUUGCAUCUAUUAUGAUCAUUCAGCCAAUAUCUCUCAUUCUACUGGUAGGAACAAUGGGGUUCUGGUUAAGCAAAACGCAGCGAAAGGGGCUGAUCCAUAGUGUCAGGGCGAGCAACCUGGCUCAAGAGGUCCUUGGUGCUAUGAGAAACGUAAUAGCCUAUCGCUGCCAAGAAAGAUACGCUAAAAAGUAUCAUGAGACGCUACAGUAUCCGUCUGUCUUGGAAUUUCGGGAGCGCUUGAUCUUUGGUGUGAUAGUUGCAGGUUCAUUUGCCAUUCUGCAUCUGGGCAACGGUCUCGGGUUUUGGCAAGGGGAGCGGUUAAUCCGCUUAGGCCAGUGUACCAUCUCAGACGUGUUGACUAUCCUGUAUGCAACAGCCGUUGCUGGGGGUAUGCUUUGUCAAGCCUUGCCGUUUGUUGUGAACAUCAUGGCGGCCAAUGAAGCAGCAUCUCGGGUCUUCUCAGUAAUUGACCGAGUCUCUGCAAUAAAUCCCUUGGAUGAGACAGGUGCAAAACCCCAUAUCAUGACUGGAGUCAUUCGCUUCGAGGCGAUUAGCUUUGCUUAUCCCUCACGUUUGGGGCAAACGGUCCUCGACAAUGUCAGUUUUGAGAUACUCGCAGGAGAUACUGUGGCGUUAGUUGGGCCUUCUGGUUCUGGAAAAACAACGAUUCUCACUCUAUUGGAGCGAAUGUAUCACCCAAUGAGUGGUCAAAUAACGAUUGAUGACACGCCGAUUACAGAGUUGAAUAUAAAUUGGCUCAGAUCUCGGAUUGGUUACGUCAGUCAAGAAGUGACCUUAUUCAAUUCAUCGAUUCAUAGCAAUAUUGCUCAUGGACUUCCACGACAUAUUCAAGAGAAUCUGGAUGCAAUAGGCAUCCAAAAACUAGUGGUUCAAGCUGCUGAAACUGCUCGCAUCCAUUCAUUCAUCACUGACCUCCCUCACGGCUAUAACACAGUUAUUGGGACAAAUGGAUUACAAUUAUCGGGUGGUCAAAGACAGCGACUCGUGAUUGCGCGCGCAAUUAUAUCACAGCCAGCAAUUUUAUUGCUAGACGAGGCUACAGCCGCACUCGAUAGCCAAAUCGAGAAUGAAGUACAGGAGGCUCUCAAUGCAGCUGUUUUCAAGAGGACAACUAUAAUAGUAGCUCAUCGUCUUUCCACAAUUCGAAAGGCAGACAGGAUCAUUGUCAUGGACCAUGGUAAAAUAUUGAGUGAGGGAAGUCAUACUGAAUUGAUGCAAAAAUGCCCACUGUACGAAGAGCUGGUCCGUAAACAAGAGCUCAGCUCGGACAGUUGGCAAGAAGAAUAUUCUAUCAGGCAGGAAGUCCGCACGAAGAAGCAGGAAGGCCGCGUAUCUAUCAGUAUCGACGCUGUACUAGUUGAAGACAGCUCUUCAUCUACAGCCCAACCAAAAAGCAGUAUAAAGACAGUCUGGGCUUUGAAUCGGCCAGAAGCGCUGUACAUAUCCGCAGGCGUCUUCUUCAGCGUGCUAGCUGGGGCAACGUAUCCCAUUCAAGCAAUUUUCUUUGGGAAUGGAAUAAUAUCGAUUUUGGAUUCCUCCUUGAGUACAGGCGGGCAUCAUACCCAUUUCUGGGCAAGGAUGUACUUGAUUCACGCUUGCAUUGUGCUUCUGAUAUAUUGUUGCCGAGGAUAUUUCUUCGCUGUGUCAGCAUCCCGCCUGAACAUUCGAGUUCGAUCAGAGCUUUUCAAGGCAUUCCUGCUAAAACCUCUUUCAUUCUUUGAAGAAAAAGACCAUUCAACAGGAGCGCUGGUUAGUAUUCUCUCUUCUGAUGCUACCAAAUUGGUAGGUCUAUCAGGUACAUCUCUCGGUCUCGUGGCGGAAAGCACAAUGAUGAUGGUAACUGGAAUUGCCAUUGGAUGCAUCUUUGGCUGGAAGAUCGGACUUGCUGCAAGCGCAACUGUUCCUGCUGUGGCAGCCUCUGGAUUUCUACAGUACUACAUUGUCACUCAAGUUGAGAAAUUCCUCAGACGUGAUACCAGUGCCGUAGCUGUUGCACAUGAAGCAUUCACCACAAUUCGAACUGUGACGGUGCUCGGCCUGCAGGAAUCGUUCAUGAAUUUAUUCCAAGAGGCAGGUGAGCGGGACAGGAGAGCUAAAUAUUGGGUAUUCUCGGCCAUCAUGUAUGCAUGCACGACAUCUUUGCGCAUCUUAGGCAUAGCAUUUGUGUUCUGGUACGGAGGUACUCACCUCAUCGCAACGGGCGAAUAUAAUGUUAAGCAGUUUUUCAUUUGCUUUGCUGCGACAGUAUGGGGAACGCUGUCAGCAGCGACACUCUUCUCGUACGCUCCAGAUAUUGCGGGUGCUCACGCUGCUGCUCGGAGAGUAAGGGACCUGAUUGAAAUUCAACCUAUACAAAGUUUUGGUUCUCAACCUGUACCAAGUACACAAGAAGAGCUGUCCAUAAACCAAGUGAGCUUCAAAUAUCCAACUCGUCCAACUCAGCUCGUCUUGGAUGAAGUCAGCUUCGAAGUCCCUGCUGGGUCUUUUGUCGCACUUGUGGGAAGUACUGGUAGUGGUAAGAGCUCUGUAAUAAACUUGAUAGAGCAGUUCUAUACUGCCGACAGUGGUGCGAUAAAACUUGCCCAUACAUCUAUUGAGCAAUACUUUCCCGAUAGCUAUCGUGGGUAUCUCGCACUUGUUGAUCAGAACCCCUGCUUGGUUGGAGAUGACUUGCGAGAAUGUCUGCAAAGUGGCGAGCGAGAUUUCUCUGAUGAAGAGAUACAGGCAAUAUUGGAGUCUGUUGGAUUAGAAGACUUUGUGUCAUCUCUUCCACAAGGAUUAAACACCUCCGUCUUAGGUAACGGCUCCACGCUUUCCGGUGGGCAGCGCCAGCGCAUGGCGAUCGCGAAGGCCCUUCUACUACGGCCGAACAUCCUUCUGAUGGAUGAGGCGACAUCUGCCCUCGACACUUCAACAGAGCAGCUGGUUCAACAGGCAGUGAGAGAUAUUAUGAGGGGCCGCACCACAAUUUCAAUCGCUCAUCGGUUAAAGACAAUUAUGGACGCUGAUGAAAUUCUUGUCUUUGACCAUGGUAGGAUCAUUGAAAGAGGAUCCCAUGAUGAGCUGAUAAGGAUGGAAGGAAAGUACUGGCAGAUGGCCAGCUUGCAGACGUGUUUGUAA
Messenger RNA from Penicillium taxi, 3744 nucleotides. RefSeq names its product ABC transporter ATP-binding protein. Bases 1 to 3744 code for a protein of 1247 amino acids. Gene Ontology annotation, biological process: transmembrane transport. Gene Ontology annotation, molecular function: ATP hydrolysis activity; ABC-type transporter activity; ATP binding. Gene Ontology annotation, cellular component: membrane. The transcript has 6 exons. The record is from RefSeq and is a predicted model, not a curated record. Lineage: Eukaryota; Fungi; Ascomycota; Eurotiomycetes; Eurotiales; Aspergillaceae.